Molecule: messenger RNA, 1549 nt
Organism: Bombus terrestris (buff-tailed bumblebee)
Lineage: Eukaryota; Metazoa; Arthropoda; Insecta; Hymenoptera; Apidae
Exons: 2
Coding region: 177-641 (154 amino acids)
Source: RefSeq, a predicted model, not a curated record
GCUCGACCAAUUAACUCACCGUUUCAAUACGCAACAACUUCACUGUGCCGUCGUUAUUUUAUCUACGUUGCAAACGACGAAUCUUCCAACAUCUUCAAACUCGACCGAACCAAAAGCGAAAGUUACGCUUCUCAUAUUCAUAUUGAUGUUUGUAUGGUGAAAGUUUGCAUCGUGUCAUGUCAUCGAACAACGUGCGCUACGAUUCUUCAUCGUUGUUGAAGAAAAAGACUGAAACGGAGAAUAGAGAAGAGGAGGAACAAACAGAGGAGAAGGACCAAUGUCGAAAACCGUGGAGAACUUUGGACGCCCCUUUGGUCGAUCGCGACGAUAACUUAUACGUAGCUGUUCGUCAGAGCUUGCACAGAGUUAAUCGAGCUUCACAAAAUUCAAUGUCUCCGCUAAGAAUCGCUGAAACUGGGAAUAGAAGUGGAGUGUCGCAGGAGUCGAGCAUGGGAAGAUUUUCCACCAUAAAGGCGUUCUUUGAUAUGGGCCAGGAGGAGGGAACAAGGUACACAUGUAGGACCACCAUAAUGGGCAAGCUGAAGAGGACGCUGGAGUUGAGAAAACGAGGAACGAGUUCCAUGGAAUCGACGAUGAACGGUUUGAAGAAAGAUGUAAACGGCAAUAUAAUAUCAGACUAGAAGCGAACUACGAAGGGACUUGAAAGCUACUGUCGUUCUACGAUCAGCGGAAUAAAAUCAUCGAAGAGGAAACAAACUGUUCAAGAAUCUACCGCUGUUUUAUCGGAUAAUCCCCGCAAACGUGGGACGCGAGCAAAUUUAUAUUUUAAUUCCAUCUUUUGGUUGUUUCAUCGGGAAACGAUAUUGUGAAACCUGGAAAUACGAUGCAACACGAGCUGAUUUUUCAGUAUACGGUUAAAACUAUUUGCGGGGUUCAGACGAAAAAUCUUACAGGUAUACAUACUUUAAUUUGAGAAAACUAAUGUUAUUUUGGCUAGAGUUAUCGGAAUAUAAGCAUUAUUAUUUACAUUAUAAUAGGUAUAUUUAUUCGCGUUUUUGUUUUCUCAGCAGAAACAUGUAUUCUUCUUUGUUUUGCUUAAAGUAAUAGUGAACCGUUUUAUUAUUUUUCAUUAGUUGUUUUUAAGUUAUAACAAAAAUACGCUGAAGAGAAAUAUCGGGAAAAAGAAUUUCUGGUAUUUCUAGCGUUAAGUUCUUAAAUAUAAUAAAGACAUAUUAUCAUACGUAUUCAUCAAUAUUUGUGAAUCUACAGCAAAAUUGCCCAAAUAAAUACGGAUAUCGUGUAUUUAAAUUUAUAUGCCGGUUUUAGAAAAAUAUUCGCGCUUGUGCUAUUUUCUCACCGAUUGGUCAGGCAUUGGUCAACGGUUGAUUUAUUUACACGUUGCGAUUGUCCGCCAAUUCACAACUAGCUCGAUAAUAAAGUUGUCACGAUGAAGUUAACGAGAUAUGGCGAUGGAAUGAAAAUUAAGUAAGUUUUUCUGAGUAAGAUCUUGGCAACGGAAGAUAUUGAAUAAUAAAGAUGAUUUAUGACAUUGUGUAUGAUUUUAAUAAAUUUUCUGCGACUUUUGUAA